Molecule: messenger RNA, 1399 nt
Organism: Serpula lacrymans var. lacrymans S7.9
Lineage: Eukaryota; Fungi; Basidiomycota; Agaricomycetes; Boletales; Serpulaceae
Exons: 7
Coding region: 32-1123 (363 amino acids)
Molecular function (GO): phosphatidylinositol transfer activity
Source: RefSeq, a predicted model, not a curated record
UCCUCCUUGGUUCGGUGCGAGUACUAGUACGAUGGGUAAAACUAGCCAGGCUCUCACUGCCCCCGUCCCAGAGACAACAGUCAAGCCUGUCUAUGAAUACACGCCAGAGCAAACAGCACAGAUCGCUGCUCUCGCCGACUACGCCCAGUCGCUCACCCUGCCCCCAUCAGAUCCAUACCACAAAUGGGAGCAACGCUGGCUUCAUAGACCAGACACCGCGCCUCGCUAUAUGCGCGCUGCAAAAUGGAAAUACGAUGAUGCCAUGCGCAGAAUAAAAGCCACCCUCGAAUGGCGACGUGACUUUAAACCUGACAUAAUCGCCCCAGAGGACAUCCGCAUUGAGAGCGAGACUGGAAAGAUCAUCCUCAAUGGUUUUGACAACGAUGGCCGACCGAUCAUCUACAUGCGUCCGGGGCGUGAAAACACAGAGACAAGCCCACGGCAACUUCGUCAUCUUGUCUGGUGGCUCGAACGCGCGAAAGAUAUCAUGCCACCAGGCCAGGAAUCGCUUGUCAUCAUUGUUGACUACAAGUCUACCACUCUCAGGACUAACCCUUCCAUCUCUGUCGCGCGCAAGGUUUUAACAAUCCUCCAACAACACUACGUCGAAACCCUUGGCCGCGCUAUCGUCGUCAACCUCCCCACCCUUUUAAGCUUCUUCUACAAGGGCAUUUCUCCCUUUUUGGACCCUGUUACGCGAGACAAGAUGCGUUUCAACCCCGACUUGUUCCAGCUCAUCCCACGCGAACAACUGGACGCUGAUUUUGGCGGAGAGUACGAGUUUGAGUUUGAGCCUGAGGCGUAUUGGGAACAGAUUGUAAAACACUGCGGCAUCGCUCCAGAUGGCACACGCCUUCCAGGCUACUUUGACGGACCAAACGGCAGUUCAGAGCACGGUUCCAUCGACGCAGACGACCAAUCACCCAACUCUGAGACCGAGGAGUCAGACUCGCAGGGCGCGCCUAUACCCGUGCCUCCUCCAGCUCAAGAUCAUGCCGAAGAACAUGAGCAGGAGCAAAAAGACGGCGGUGAACGGGGUGUGGAAAGUGCUGCUGCAUUGCUGCAUGAAUCCAAAGCCGACGAAUCUGUUCCAGACGCAGAUCCUAUACCUGUCACUGUUUGAUGGCAGUUUCUAAACGCGCGGAAACCGGUCGGAACCGUGGAGAAGCGUUGAAGUGGGAGGCGUUAGAUGCCUGUUAUGUCUAUUAUGAAGUGUCGCGAGAGAAAAGCAAAAAAAACAAAAUAGAGAAGAGAUAAGAGAUAAGAGACGAGUUGCUUGAGUAGAUACUACUAUUUUUUAUUGACCCGCCAGGGACCAGAGACUGGUCCGCUUCUCAUUCUUUACCAUAGUAGAGCUUUGAGACUAAUUUGUUAUAUCUUGUCAUCCAUGCUCAUCUUC